Leishmania braziliensis MHOM/BR/75/M2904 is the source of this 2763-nucleotide messenger RNA. Its product is annotated as putative rrp44p homologue. Lineage: Eukaryota; Euglenozoa; Kinetoplastea; Trypanosomatida; Trypanosomatidae. Bases 1 to 2763 code for a protein of 920 amino acids. Gene Ontology annotation, molecular function: RNA binding; endonuclease activity; 3'-5'-RNA exonuclease activity. The record is from RefSeq and is a predicted model, not a curated record. The transcript has a single exon. Gene Ontology annotation, cellular component: cytoplasmic exosome (RNase complex); nuclear exosome (RNase complex). Gene Ontology annotation, biological process: rRNA catabolic process.
AUGAACGCCAUGGAGGAUCGUCGCGUGCAGAACAUUAUUCUCCUCACUACCGUCAUGAGCGAGGUGCAGAACCGCAACAAAGCCAUGUAUGCGCGGCUGCAACUCCUCCUCGGGGAUAAGAAGAAGCAGUGCUUCGUCUUCGCGAACGACCGGCAUGAGCAGACGCACUGCAUGCGCAAGGAGGGGGAGUCACCCAACGACUUCAACGAUCGCGCGAUUCGAGUGGCGGCGCAGUGGUACGCGCGGCACGUGGUAGCCGCCUUCCCGGGCACAGCGGACUUAUCGACGUCCGGCGUGAUUGUCGUCUCGCACGAUCAGGCCUUCAAGCAGGCCAUGAACGCGUCGGAGGAGGCGCAGAGGGUGAGCAACCUGCGCUGCGUAUCGCUGCGUGACUACAUAAAGCUGAACGUUGCCAGCGACUCGGACUUGCUGGAGAAGAUUCAGUCCGAGGAGCCGGAAGGGAUGAAAGAGUCGCCGUCGACGCGGCAGCUCUUCACGCCGUACCUCAGCAUGACCGCCCUGAACGCCGGUGUGCAAGACGGGAGUCUGUACAAAGGAAAGCUGCGCGUCAGUGAGACAAGCUGCUUCUUUGGCGAGAUACGCGGCAAGUUUGAGCGCCACAACUUCCAGCGGAUUCUCAUACAGGGCCGUGCCAAUAUGAACCGCGCGAUUCAUGACGACAUCGUGGCAGUGCAGCUACUGCCCGUGUCGAGCUGGCGUGGCCCCAAAGGCUCAGCGCCCUUAUCAGAGUCUGUGAGCGAAGAUGAUGCCAUCGCAGCCCGCUUCAGUCCUGCCGGCAAGGUGGUGGGCCUACUCUCCUCUAACCGCCGGCCGUUCUGCGGCAGCCUCGAUGAGACUGAGCUCGAGCGGGUCAAGGCGAACAAGUCUGGUAAUGUCUCCAUCCUGUUUCAGCCCAAGAAUAACCGAAUCCCGCGCAUUCGUAUCAGCACCCGCCAUGUGCAGGACUUGAUGGACAAGCGUCUUAGCGUUGUGAUUGACGACUGGCCCUUGUACAGCAGCUUUCCAGUUGGGCACUACGUCGAGGUCCUCGGGAAGAUCGGCGAUCGCGACACGGAGGCGACAGUGAUUCUCUUGGAGAAUGAUGUCCCGCACUACGACUUCAGCGAGGCUGUCCACGACUGCCUCCCAAAGGGGCAGUGGGCUGUGACCAAGGACGAGGAGGCGAAGCGGCUGGACUUGCGCGACUUGUGCAUUGUGAGCGUCGACCCGCUGGGCUGCCGCGAUAUUGAUGAUGCGCUGCACUGCCGUGCCGUGAAUGGCAACCACCUCGAGGUGGGUGUGCACAUUGCGGAUGUCACGCACUUUCUGCCCGGGGGCACGGCCAUGGACGAGGAGGCCGCAAAGCGCAGCACGAGCGUGUACUUGGUGGACCGGCGCAUCAACAUGCUGCCACAGCUGCUGACGGAGAACCUCUGCUCGCUAGUGGAGGCUGAGGACCGCUACGCCUUUUCGAUUCUCUGGGAAUUCGAUGAGAACCUGAACGUGGUGCGCGAUUGGUUUGGCAAGACAAUCAUCCGCUCACGCGGUGCCCUCUACUACGGCGAUGCUCAGCGCAUGAUCGACAAUCCGGCUGACACCUCCGAUAUUGCCGUCUCGCUGCGCGAGCUGAUGCGGCUCAGCAAGCACUUCAAGGCGCAGCGCGAGAAGGAUGGCGCCCUCUUUCUGGCGUCGCAGGAGUUCAAGUUCAAGGUGGACAACGAGCAUGUCAAUCCAACCGACAUGCAGAUGUACCAAACCUUCGAGGCGAACUCGAUGAUCGAAGAAUGGAUGCUGUACGCCAACGCGGCGGUAGCGACGAAGGUGUAUGAGUCCUACCCCCAGUGGGCACUGCUGCGCCGCCACGAGCGACCUGCUGAAGGCGCGUUCGACACGCUGAAUGACGCUUUGUUCGGCAAACUGCACGUACGCCUCGACGACACUACCUCACUGACGCUAAACACGUCCCUCGACAAGUGCGAGGACCCACGGGACCCAUACUUCAACAGACUCAUUCGAAUCCUAACAACACGAUGUCUGCGACAGGCGCAGUACUUCUCCAGCGGUGGCAUCCCCAAGGACGAGUUUUGCCACUUUGGACUUGCCAUGCCCAUCUACACCCACUUCACGUCCCCAAUCCGCCGCUACGCCGAUGUCAUCGUCCAUCGCCAGCUGGCGGCCGCUAUCGGCGUCGCCAGCGUGAGUGAGGAGCAAAUGAACGCGGGGCGGAUGAAGACUAUCGCAGAAAACCUCAACUACCGCCACGAGCAGGCGCAGCGAGCGGGCCGGGACUCGCAGAACCUCUUCACCGGGUUCUACCUGCGCAACUUCGAGGAUGGGAAGAUCCCUGAUGAGGAAGGCUAUGUCGUGCGCGUGUCAGAGACGCAUGUAUUUGUGCUUGUUCCUAAGUACGGCCAGGAGAGCCGCAUCCCGCGGGAGCAGCUGCAAACAGUGCCGGGCUUGCUGGAUAAAGUGAAAGUGGGCAUCCAGCUCAAGCGGCAGGGCGAUGUCAUGCGCACGAAACUCGUAUUCCGCCUGAUUGGCAUGAUGCGCGACGGCGAGGAAGGCGGGGUGCUGGUGGCAGACGACGAGGCGUACGACAUCAUUGAGGAUGGCGAGGAGGCCGCCGAGGAUGCACAGAAGGCGGCGCGAGGUACGUCAAGGGCAUGUGUAGCAGCGGGUGGCAGCGGCAUUGAGGCAUUGGAGCCGGCUCUUAAACGGGCUAAAGCUGAGGGAGUCGAGACUGCCCUGCCGACAUCGCUGUAG